Perca fluviatilis (European perch) is the source of this 2061-nucleotide messenger RNA. Its product is annotated as THAP domain-containing protein 1-like. Bases 696 to 1490 code for a protein of 264 amino acids. Gene Ontology annotation, molecular function: sequence-specific DNA binding. The transcript has 2 exons. The record is from RefSeq and is a predicted model, not a curated record. Lineage: Eukaryota; Metazoa; Chordata; Actinopteri; Perciformes; Percidae.
GCUACUUGGGCGGAGUGAUUUGCUCGCAGCACCUGAGAAGCCCUGUGGUGAGGAGCAGAGAGUAACAACGGUGAUUUUCAGGUACUAAUCACUCCGCCCAAGUAGCUGAUGUAGCAUUAGCAGCAGUCUCAGUAAGUCGGCGUGUUCCAUUAAAAGUACCAAGUUCGGUACCCAACCUUGCUAAGUAUACAGUACAUUUUGUAUACUUACCAAUACCUGGUGGGGAAAGUAACUGACUACAAAACCGAACAUUGGGUGACUUUUCAGUAAAAAAAAAAACAUCUGUCAUAGUAGCCACUUUUAAUGAAAUCAUCAGUCACCCUUUAUGAUGUCUGGGAUCAUGAUGCCAUCCUAAUCAUUUUUUACCAGUAUCAAGAGUUUCAUUACAACUGCCAAAAGUUGGUGCACAUGCAAGUUUCAGAAGGAGGCUGAAGGACACCGCUGUGCCGACUAUUUUCAACUUUCCGCCACAUUUGAGGAAAAAGGAGCCCCCUCCCAGGCCCACGCUGAACCGCUCUACUGGGGGGGUAAACGACCCUUUGGUUUCUCCUGCUGAUCAUUACAUUGUCGUUGUGAAGCAAGAGACUGUCGAGGAGGCCGAUGUCGUUGUGAAGCAAGAGACUGCUGAGGAGACCAAUUUCGUUGAAUAUGGCGACAUUGUUAGGGUCACAGUCGGUGAGGUCAUCACUGAUGACAUGAGUGAGUACACCACAAGCGGAGAUUUAAAAACCGUUAUGCAUGAUCAUAUAUACUUUGGCCAAGAAGAGGAGGACAUCUCUUUGAGCUCUGAGCACAUCUACGUUUCUGAUCCUCCCACGACACUCGGACAUAAAGCAAAUGUAGCACACGACCAACCCGCUGUAGCCGUUUCUGAGGCUCCCACGACACUCGCAAGUCAAGCAAAUGUAUUACGUGGUCAGCUAGUUUUAGCUGUCUCUGAGCCCCAUACAACACUCCCAAGUCAAGAAAAUGUAUUCCAUGGUCAGCUUGUUUUAGCGGUUUCUGAGUCCCCCACAUCGCUCACAAGUCAAGCAAACGCGGCACACGAUCAGCCUGUUGUAGCGGUUUCCGAGUCUCCCACAACACUCGCACAUAAAGCAAGUGCAGAACACGAUCACCUUUCAUUAGCCCUCUCCGAUUCUCCCGCGAAACUCAAACAUCAAGUAAGGGUCCUACACGAGAAGCUUGUCUUAGCCCGCAAAAAGUUUAAGCUGAAGUGUCAGCAGACGAGGAGGAUGCAAUCAAAACUCGUGUCCUUGAAAGAGGAGACAAAGGCUCUAAAGACAAAGUUGGACGACGCUGAAAAGCAGAUGGCCGCGCUAUCGCAGAAGUCCAUCAACAACGGAGGUAAACGCAGGAAAGCAAAAGCAAUCCCAAAAGAAGCAAAGCAUCCACUUAAGCAGCAACUGCUUCCUACUGCCCUGAUCGAAAUCGCUUUCCCUGCGCCGCCUUCCCCCGUGCCAACUUCCACACAACAGGACUUAAAGUGAUCUUGAUGAACAAAAUGAACAACAACAUGAUGGGGAUCGUUGGACUGUCAGCAGGAAGCGCACAGAGAUCAGGCUGGGGUAAAGGACCAGUCAGACAAACGGUAGCAGAGUCAGUUUGCGACUAUGAGGGAGACACGGUUAUUGCCGCUGAUUUCAAAGAGAUCAGGUAUUAAGAGGGAAAGUCCAUGAAGUAAAGCUAACAAAAGUGUCAAAAGAAAACCGUGUCCUUCCUCUGUCUCAUUAAAGGGACUGAGUUUAGUUUUGAAGUGGAAUUUAUUUCCCAGAUUUGAAACCGUUGUAAUGUCUGUCACAAUUUUUCUGAAGAACACAGAAAGCAUUGGGCAGCCGACUUUCAUUCAUCAGCAGAUUUUUCGUUUAAUGUAGAAGUUUAGACCACAAGUUGCAGACGAUGGAUCGUUUUUUAUUGCGUUUUGUUAAUUUGUUUAUUGUUCAGAAGCAGCUUUAUGUUGACACAUAUGCUCAAUGUUAGGAUUGGGCAUCGAGAAACAAUUCCUACUUGGAAUCGUUUCAAAAAUUACGAUUCCAGUGGCAUCGUUUCUUUAUUGGAAUC